Nothobranchius furzeri (turquoise killifish) is the source of this 6283-nucleotide messenger RNA. RefSeq names its product zinc finger and SCAN domain-containing protein 31. Gene Ontology annotation, molecular function: DNA-binding transcription factor activity, RNA polymerase II-specific; RNA polymerase II cis-regulatory region sequence-specific DNA binding. Gene Ontology annotation, biological process: regulation of transcription by RNA polymerase II. The record is from RefSeq and is a predicted model, not a curated record. Gene Ontology annotation, cellular component: nucleus. NCBI's taxonomy places the organism in Eukaryota, Metazoa, Chordata, Actinopteri, Cyprinodontiformes, Nothobranchiidae.
CACAGACCACCGGAAGCAGCAGAAACCGGAAGCUGCUAGCAGAGCUAGCUUGUUGUUGUUGUGGUGUGUGAGGAGAAGAUUUGAGGCUCUGCAGUAAAAAUGUCUUCACUUCAGUCUCUGGGAGAGUUGAUCAGCUAAAGCGACUAACUGCUGCUGCUGCAGAAAUCUUCUCACCAGGCUGUGGAAACUUUCUUCUCCUCCUCAACAACUUGGUGGAGUUCUUUCCAGAAGCAGAGAAGCUAUUCUGCGGUCUUCGUGACAAUCGGAGCUCCAGAAGCAGGUGAUGGAUUGAAGAGGUUCCCUCUAUCAGACUCGCUCAUCUGAGUUGGUCAUGAUGCAGGAUCGCUGCUCGCUCUCUCAUCCAUCCUGCUCACACUCUCCGACGGAAAAGGCCCGAAUCUGAAUGUGACUCUGGAGGAAAAAGCGGUUAGCUCUACUCUGUGAACUCUGCUGUUAGCUAAACACGGCUAAAGAAAACCUGCUACCACUUCAGGAUCAUCCAUCAGCUGGGACUGCUUCAUCAGCAUGGACACAGAUGUUCAACAGCUGGUGCUGGUUAAAGAAGAAGCUCCUGGUGAGGACCAGCAGGACCCAGAACACCUCCACAUGAAGGAGGAACAGGAUGAGCUCUGGACCAGUCUGGAGGGAGAUCAGCUCCAUCUGAAGGAGGAGACGGAUGCUGCCAGGUUUCCAGUCACUGUAGUUACUAUAAAGAGUGAGGAUGAUGAAGAGAAACCUCUGAUCUCACAGCUUCAUCAGCAGCAACUAGAAGACAGAGAUGUUCCAGCCUGCAGCUCAGCUGGUGGAGGAGCAGGAACUAGCAGGAACCCAGAUCUGAACCCUCAUGAACAGACACUUGGUCCUUCAGAGGCUGAAGUCAGUGGAGAUGAUGAAGAGGAUGAUGGUGUGAGUGUAGGCUCUGAGCUGUCACACGCUGGGUCUGAAACUGGAGACGAUGACUGGAAUGAGAGAAGGUCUUCUGAGUCAGAUGAACGUCCACAGCAUGAUGUCUGGCAAAAGGAGAACAUUCUGACCGACCAGCUCUCUAACCAGGAGACCACCUCCAGUUUGGACCAGAGGGAACCAGAACCUCCACUGAUCAAAGAGGAACAGCAGGAAAUCUGUAUCCAUCAGCAUAAAGGGCAGCUGAUUCUGAAGCAGGAAAAUGUUUCCUUCAUGGUGACUUCUCCUUCUGAAGAAACAGAUGGCUGUGAACCAGAGCCAAACAGGAACCAACCCUUGUGUCAGAGUUCUACUGAAGCUGAGAACCAAGUUCAGGAUGGAUGCAGGAAUGAAAACUCAGAACCAAACAGCAAUGAAGAACUGAGACAAAAUAAAAGACGUCGACAAACCAAAGAUCACAGAGACAGUCAGAAACUAAAAAGGCAAAAGAGGGCUCACAGAGACGAGAGACUAUUUUCAUGUCUUUUCUGUGGGAAAUCUUUCACUCGCAAGUAUGUUUUAACUGAUCACAUGAGAAAUCACACAGGUGAUCCGGUGGAGGUGAAGUCAUCUCGGCCAGGCUGCCCAGAAGAAAGGACUUCUGGAAUGUCAAAGGCAAUAGCUUCCUUUGAAUUCUUGCCUCUGUCCAUAAGAUUUCCCGGGUCUGCUGGCAGUCAGAUGAAGUUGUUUCUCAGAUGGACCUUUGCAAAUUUGCGAAGAAAGUUUGACUUUGAAGGAUGAUUCUUUAUGCGCUAAUACAGGCUGGCGGAACCGUGUCGCUGGCAGGAACUCAAGAAUUGAGGAAGUGAAUUUGUUUCAUGAAACUUGUUUACAAAUUUUGGCAAAUCAGAACUUAACAAGUUUAAAGUAGGUGUUAGAGAAUAAUUGUAAUACAGCUUUUAAGUGGAUACACAUUUUUAUAUUCUGCUGUGUGUGUGUGUGUGUGUGUGUGUGUGUGUGUGUGUAUGUGUGUGUGUGUGUGUGUGUGUGUGUGUGUGUGUGUGUGUGACUCAGGCGAAGGUCAGGAUGUCCUCCUGAGGCGGGUUUUAGAUUUGCUUGUCAGCUCCUUUUCCUGUAGACUGCUGGACACACAUGGAUGGGAGUGAGACCAGAUGUGCUACAGAUAAGAGUCGUAUAUCUCUUUUUAUGGUAACUAAGGAAUGUGCUUUGUACUGAAUAAAAGAGACUCAGAGGGGGUCUACUCUUUGAGAUCUGUUGAACUCCAAGCUGGGUCAGUUCGUUCUUGGUUUUCGCAUUUUAUCUCUGCAGAGAUAAAAGACACAUUUCAGCUCUCACCUGUGUUUGUGAUUUACUCUAGGUAACCUGUGCUGCCAAAAUAACCCAUCAUUUUCUGGUGCCGUGACCCGACGCACGGAGCACCGGUGCGGAAGGUCUUCGUCGGAGGGCUGCAAGGCGUCGUCCCACGAGAAGUCCAGGUGGCUAAAUUGCUCCACUAGCCAGCUGUCUCAGCUGCGCCGGACACCUUCUUCCGACGACUCCCGUGCGAUCGACUCGGUUUGAAUCGCUCCCACAGGGGGGAGUUUGUAAGUUGAUUUUUAAUUUGCACCUUAACAUCAAAAAACUCAAGACAGAGGGUAUAUUCUGCUGUUCAGGUUUAAAGGACGCUUUAAACUGCUGAUGUAGUGUCGGGUAUUGAGCCUUUGGUCCGGUAUAAUAACGCUAUGAAAUAGAAUGAAAUAAAGCGAAGGGUGGACAAGGUUGUAACGAUUAGAUUUUGCAAAAUCUAAAACCACCUCCUGGGAAAUAAAGAACGCCAGGCCCGGUAGUAAAAAUACAGGACAGCAGAAACAAAGUGGAUGAACCACACAAUAAGUGGGUACAAGGAAAAAUAGGCACAGAACAUCAUUCUUGUGCAUGCCUUAUUCAAACCUGAAACCUGACGGUGUUAACGAACGGUCUGAAAGGGCACUGUCUGUGCGGAUUCAUAGGUUUUUUCCUCGGUCAUUAGAUUAGGAAAGCGUAUGAGCUCAAAACAUAGGUGCAUUAAAUAGGCACCGCAGGGAUACAAAAAAUGUAACUCUACGAUCACCGCCGUCUUAAAUUUACCAAACCUAAAAGUUUAAUUAUAAAUUAAUUCCCAAGUUUUUAACUACAAACCAUUUUAAUGAUUUCCAGAUUUACGUUCCUUAUUAUUUCUAACAUCUCGCUGGUUCUACUUCUUAUAAUAAUUUUUCUUGAAAUACGUGGUAUUCUCCCCGCUCAUUUCACCAAACCAGUUAAUAAAACCCAGUGAUUGAAUCGUAUUGAAUGGGUAACAUUACAUCAGUUGCGCAGUUGGAAGGAGAUUCGAAAUAUAUGUAUCAUAGAUUCCCCGACAGUUUGAAAUAUAUGAAAAAAUGGAAUAAGAAGUACAGAGUUGAUGGCAAGCUGAAGGGACAGCAAUGGAAUGAUUGAGUAUGUCUGUAUGAGGCUAAAGUUGUAACUGCAACAGGAAAAAAUAAGGUGAAAAAGGAGGAACAGCUGCGUGUGGCCAAACUGUGGAUGGAAGAGACAGAGAAAAGAAAAGCAGGUAUUCAGAUACAGAAAGACCGUAAAAAGGACAGUGAGAGUAGCACUGAAGAGGAUGUUUAUGUACUGAAGAAAUUGAGCGACGAAUUGUCCCUCACACUGCCCCCUCCUUAUCAGGUCCACCGCCUCCUGAUGGGUCUCAGCCACCGCAAGUGCCGUAUCCGUCUCUCGAUGGCAUUGGUGGCACUUCAGCCCCACCCUCAAAGGGCGAUGCCCCUGAGAUGCCUGAAAGUAUUUCUACAAAAAGCAAAAUGAAAAUCAAGCAUCCCAAACCAGAACCAGGAGUGGAAACUAGAGCCGUGACAUGUAAACAGAUUAAAGAAAAAUCAGAGACCAGCUCAGGGGAAGAUAACCCAAAAUAAAAUUGAUGUGUGUCCAAUGGUCCAAGGUCCCGCACAUGACCCCCAGGUGCCUCAAUAUGUGUUCAGGCCCUGGUCCCUUAAGGAUGUCAGAGAAGUUGCGGAACAAAUUACACCCCAUACUUAUGAUCCUGAUAAAUGGGUCGCAGACAUGAAGGAGGUGGUUCACUCUUACCGCCUGAACGGCCAUGAGCUGGGACAAUUAGCUCAGGCCAGCCUUGGAAAGCAUUGGCACAAGGCCCGAGGAACAUUUACGGGCCGAACUGUUGAUGGGGCUGUGAUCCCUUAUUCCAGAGAUGCUAAUGAGCAGUUAGACGAAGAUUUUAAGACCCAAUUUGAAUUUUUAGCUAAUUCUGUUAAACAAAACUUUCAGAAAACCUCUAAAUUGACCAAAUUAGCCUCAAUAAAACAAAAACCUGAUGAGCCCGAUACCAACAACAGUUGGAGGAAAAUGCUGUGUAUUACCAACAAGGACACGCUCGAGGAGGCUUUAAGCCCCAAAGGCGUGGCCGAGGAGCCCAGGGACAUUGGCAGCCACAAAAUAACAAGGAUGGCCCCACCUGCUGGGUUUGUGGCGGGUCUGGCCGUAUUUCACAUGACUGUCCCUCAAACUCACGAGGUCGUAGUAGAGGGCGAGGUAACGGGGCGGAUCUAACAGGUUCCGCGGCCAAUAACGAGCAGCAGGACAGCCUGACCACACUCGCUUCAGGCAGGAACCAGGAAAUGAUUUUCUACAAUGACUAAACACAGCCCAUGAGAGGAAGGAUGACACGUCUGUGGUGGCCUGCUGCGGUGCUUGGGAGUUACGCAGUGUGCUGAAAGAAAAACCUUACAUUAGACUUACGGUUCAGGGACAAGCUGUUGAGUUUCUAUGUGACAUUGGGGCAUGCAGAACUGUCGUUUCAUCUGGGGUGAGGCUGCCCAAAUCUAAUAAUAGCAUUUUGGUUAAAUCUGCAGACAGGGCUACCACUCGCACCCAGUUGUCCAAACCUGUGUUCGUGGAGGACCCCAUAACGGGUUUGAGGAAAAGAAUCCCUUUGGUUAUUGCCUCUAAAUGCCCACUCAAUCUCCUGGGCAGAGACCUUAUGUCUGAGCUAAGAAUCUCCAUCGUUACUAUAGGGGACGGGAUGCAAGCUGUUCGCAUAGAUGAAGAAGAUUGUUACAUGGAAAAUGACCCUCAUGACCCCAUGGGAGUCUACUACUCGCUGCCAAUUCCCUUUAAUGAAAACUUGGCAGAAUCCCAACUUCUCAUGAGAACUGUGUUGCCUGUACUUAGAUUUUUCCAAAAUUGAGAUGCCCACCUCCCCACUUCAUGCGACGAUGGCUGUCAGGCCUGACCUUGACCAAAAAUAUCAGGAUUCAUUUUUCUCCAUGUCUCCUGUCAUGUUGUCCACCACUUACCUGGUCACUGAUGGUGAAUCAUGUUCUGCUGCUUCCGUGUUGCUCCCCACAAACAUUAAGCCGUUCCAUGAUGUGCCUACUCCACCACAUAUUUCUUUAACCAGAAAUAGCUCUCUCUGGUGGAGGGAUUUGGUUUAAUAAAGCUGAUAAGGCUUCAGAUUUUGUCCCGGUCCAGCUCGAUGUUUCUGAUGAGCAGUGUUGGGAGUAACGCCGUUUAAGUAUAACGGCGUUCUUUUAUAGGUAACAGAAUAAUCUAAUUAAUUACUUUUCCCACUGUUGCAACGCCGUUACCGUUACUGGGGAUGGAAGGACGUGCGUUACUAUGUGCUUGUCGAACGUUGAGCAACAGUGUGAGGCUUUCUGACCGCCACACUUCAGCUGCAGCCAGGGAGAGAGAGGUGUCGGUAACGCCCUUACAAACACGGUCUUUUUCAUAAAUAAAUCACAAACACUAUAUUUUUGCGAACCAUUAUACUACAGUUCUGAAUUUUUAUGUAUUAUCACCCAUUUAAGAUAAACCGUGCAUAAUAAGCACACUAUACUGUAAACAAGAGUGAAACUGUCCUAACACGCUGUGGUAGGAUAAUUCAACGAGGAAGCACGGAUAGUGAGAACACCGGUCCGGUCUGCUGGAACUUAGAAAACUGAGCUGAGAUACCUGACGCUGCUGUCGGGCUUCAGCACGUCCUGCAUGUUUUAGAUCACGAACACAGCCGAUUUGUUUAAUUCAGUGAUGAAUCACUUCGGCAGACACUUAGGAAUGCUUGGAGACAUUUCAGCUGUUAGCUUAUGGUGUUAAAAAGACGAACGCACUGUAAGGAGAUAGUUUCGCUUCUACAAACGAACAGUAGGGGGUGCUAAAAGGAAGCAACACAGCUUUAAUUGGGAGGACAAAUAAGCUGCAGAUUUUUAUGUGUGUGUGAUGUAAUAAAGUUACAUUCAAACUAGGGCCCGACCGAUAUGCUUGUUUUGGGACCGAUACGGAUAUAAAACUUUUAACAAAGGCCGAUAAAUCUCCGUCACAAAAAAAGAAAUAAACACAAAUGUUCUUA